UAAUUUCAGCUCCCAAGAAAUCUCCUUGCCUCUCGGAACUGUCAAAGAAGGCCAAAGCAGGGCUGAAAAACAUAAAUUGAAGAAGAAACUGUUCAAAUCAUGGCGCUCCGCAAAAUGCUUUCCGGGCGCUUCGUCCAUUUCACCAAGUAUUCCUCCACUCGCGCAGCCCACCCUCCUCCCUCGCCAGAUCUCCGGAGGCUCCUCCCCGGCAGCACAACCGCCGGCACCUCGAAUCGCCGGAUCCUUCUCCAGCGGCGAUCAAUCUCCCAAUCGGGGGCGGCCGUGCUGCCGACAUCCAUUCGGAAUCCUCUCCCUGUUGGCGAUAAUCUGAUCGAGCGCAUCCGAUCAUCCAUGAUGCAGGAUCGAAUCCGGAUUGACUCUUUCGUGCCGCCGUUGCAUGUAAGGGAGGAGGGAGGGGAAAUGUCCAAAAUGGUGAUUUCUGUGGCGGAUUUGAGAAAAGUGCUCAAGGCGUCGCAGAUCGAGGCUGCGAGGGCGAAGUUGAGAGGCAUUCCGAGCAGCUAUGUGGGAUAUUCGGAGUUUGCCGAGAUUUGCCGCGAGGCAGCCGUCGGAUCCGACGAAUGUGCGCAGGAAAUCGCGGCGGCGCUCGACCAUUCCGGCGCUGUCAUCGUCCUUGCAGAUGUCGUCUUCCUUCGCCCUGAGCAGCUUGCUCGGGCAAUUGAGAGCGUGAUCACUCCGCAACCGCAGCCCAUCCCGCGCGUGGCUGAUGAUGUACGAUCAAACGAGCUGAAGGAGAUGGAGGUUGAGAAGGCGGCAAUAGAUAAGAAGGCAGAGGCCCAGGUGAAGAAAGAACUAUGGGCUGGGCUGGGCCUUUUGCUUAUCCAAACUGCGGGCUUUAUGCGACUGACAUUCUGGGAGCUUUCAUGGGACGUGAUGGAACCCAUCUGCUUCUUCACAACGUCCCUCUACUUCAUGCUGGGCUACGCCUUUUUCCUGCGCACCGCCAAGGAGCCUUCCUUUGAAGGCUUCUUCUCAAGCCGCUUCGCAGCCAAGCAGAGGCGGCUCAUGAAAUCGCAUGGCUUUAAUUUGUCAAAAUUCAACGAGCUCAAAAGCGUUAAUUCCCAAAUUUGCAACGCCUCUUCUUCUCACUUGUAAACGAACCAAGUUUGAUCUAAAAGUCAACUGUUUGACAUUACUUUUGCUUCUUCUUUUUUAUUCUAAAAUUUUGGAUAAAGCAUAUUUGAUAAAUGUUUCUAAUCUCUUAAAUAAA
This is a messenger RNA of Dendrobium catenatum, 1228 nucleotides long. RefSeq names its product calcium uniporter protein 2, mitochondrial. NCBI's taxonomy places the organism in Eukaryota, Viridiplantae, Streptophyta, Magnoliopsida, Asparagales, Orchidaceae. Gene Ontology annotation, molecular function: calcium channel activity; uniporter activity. The transcript is spliced from 2 exons. The coding region runs from base 100 to 1113 and encodes 337 amino acids. Gene Ontology annotation, cellular component: uniplex complex; mitochondrial inner membrane. Gene Ontology annotation, biological process: mitochondrial calcium ion homeostasis; calcium import into the mitochondrion. The record is from RefSeq and is a predicted model, not a curated record.